Messenger RNA from Porites evermanni, 339 nucleotides. The record is from the annotation of a GenBank genome assembly. Lineage: Eukaryota; Metazoa; Cnidaria; Anthozoa; Scleractinia; Poritidae.
AUGACCUGCAAGAUCGCGUUUUUCCGCAUUUGCGGUAUUACCAAGAUUAGGCGAUGUUUAUCCCAUAACACUGCCAAGACAAUUGUUCAUGCUUACUUAACCUCGCGUUUAGAUUACUGCAAUGCCCUGUACUAUGGUCUUCCAAAGCAUCUGAUUGAUAGACUUCAACUUGGGCAGAAUUCAGCAGCUAGCCUUGUUAGCGCGUCGAGAAAGCAUGAUCAUAUUACACCGAUUCUUAGGCGUUUACACUGGCUCCCCGUGCACUAUAGAAGUGUUCUUCAAAUAUUGUUACUGACUUAUAAGGCUCUAAACGGUCAAGCACCUAGCUACAUCUGUUGA